CUCCCCGUUCUCUAGUGAUGUUUACUAAUGGACGCGUCCAACCCCCCUCCGCCCCCCUCCUUCCCUCAGCUAUGCGCGGCUCCGAGCUCUGGGACUGAGAGUCGGGAGUGACUGAGCGGCUGUUGUGUGUUGGAUUCUCCGGAGUGCGCGCCCCCGGAUAUGUGCUGAUUCGUCCGGACUUGAGUGCUCGGGACCCCGGAGCUGCGGCUGAGGUGACUUAUUACCAAUGGAGCAUAUUCAGGGAGCGUGGAUGAAGAUCAGCAAUGGAUUUGGGUUAAAGGAUUCUGUGUUUGAUGGACCUAGUUGUAUGUCCCCAACUAUUGCUCAACAGUUUGGCUAUCAUAGGCGGGCAUCUGAUGAUGGCAGGCUCGGCGACCCUUCAAAAGCGAGCAAUACAAUUCGUGUCUACCUACCCAAUAAGCAGAGAACAGUGGUCAAUGUUCGAAACGGUAUGACCCUUCAUGACUGUCUAAUGAAAGCGUUGAAGGUUCGAGGACUCCAGCCAGAGUGUUGUGCAGUUUUCCGCCUUCUGCUAGACACCAAAAGCAAGAAGAAUCGACUAGACUGGGCUACGGAUGCCAUGUUAUUAAUCGGAGCGGAGCUGCAAGUAGAAUUUCUGGAUCAUGUCCCUCUUACCACCCAUAAUUUUGUACGAAAGACUUUCCUGAAGUUGGCGUUUUGUGACAUCUGUCAGAAGUUCCUUCUAAAUGGUUUCCGCUGUCAGACAUGCAUGUACAAGUUCCAUGAACACUGCAGCACCAAAGUUCCGACCAUGUGUGUGGACUGGAGCAAUGUCCGGCAGCUGCUAGUUCCAACUCCUAAUUAUGCAGACGGUGGCAUGCCUGCAUUACCAUCCUUCACCAUGCGGCGGAUGCGGGAUUCAGCACGUGGUUCAGCCAGUUCCCAGCACAGAUAUUCUACCCCUCAACCCUUCAACCUUUCAACACCAAAUCCAUCUUCUGAAUGUUCCCUUUCUCAAAGGCAGCGAUCUACUUCAACACCCAAUGUCCACAUGGUCAGCACCACAAUGCCAGUGGACAGCAGAAUGAUUGAGAAUAACUGGCUCAAUACUUCUCCCGUGUCCCGGGGCAGACGUUUCUGUUUGUGGGGCAGAGAUGCUGUAAGAAUUCACAGUGAAUCAGGGAGUCCCAAUAAUUUGAGUCCCACUGGAUGGUCUCAGUCCAAAACCCCAGCUCCAACUCACAGAGAGAAGUCUACAAUGUCCAGCAGCCAGGAAAAAAACAAGAUUCGCUCACGGGGACAGAGAGAUUCCAGCUACUAUUGGGAGAUCGAAGCCAGUGAGGUGGUGCUAUCUACUAGAAUAGGAUCAGGAUCAUUUGGAACCGUGUAUAAAGGCAAAUGGCAUGGUGAUGUAGCAGUGAAAAUUCUCAAAGUUAUCGAUCCAACUCCAGAACAGUUCCAGGCCUUUAGAAAUGAAGUUGCAGUUCUCAGAAAGACACGGCACGUCAACAUUCUGCUUUUCAUGGGCUACAUGACAAAAGACAACCUGGCCAUCGUUACCCAGUGGUGUGAGGGAAGCAGCCUCUACAAACAUCUGCAUGUACAGGAGACCAAAUUCCAGAUGUUCCAGCUGAUCGAUAUUGCCAGGCAAACGGCACAGGGAAUGGACUAUUUACAUGCAAAGAAUAUCAUCCACAGAGACAUGAAGUCAAACAAUAUAUUUUUGCAUGAAGGACUAACGGUGAAAAUUGGUGAUUUUGGCCUGGCCACAGUCAAGUCCCGGUGGAGCGGUUCUCAGCAAGUAGAACAACCAUCUGGAUCAAUCCUGUGGAUGGCUCCAGAGGUCAUCCGAAUGCAAGACAAUAACCCGUUCAGUUUCCAGUCAGAUGUGUAUUCUUAUGGCAUUGUCCUAUAUGAGUUAAUGACGGGAGAGCUACCCUACUCUCAUAUAAGAGACAGAGAUCAGGUACAGAUCAUAUUUUUGGUUGGCCGAGGAUGUUUGGUGCCUGAUCUAAGUAAGCUGUAUAAGAACUGUCCUAAAGCAAUGAAGAGGCUUGUUGCAGACUCCAUACACAAAGCAAAGGAUGAUAGGCCGCUGUUUCCACAAAUCCUCUCCUCCAUAGAGCUGUUACAACACUCACUCCCCAAAAUCAACCGAAGUGCUUCCGAGCCCUCCCUUCACCGCGCCGCCCACACAGAAGACAUCAAUUCAUGCACGUUGACGUCCACAAGAUUGCCAGUUUUUUGAAAAGACCGCCAAGCUUCCUUGCUCAUAAGUCUUCUGAAGAGGAUACAACUUCUGAAAUAAGCUGAAAGUGCUUUGUCUCCAUGUAGAACGAGUCCUGUUCACUUUGUCAUAAUUCGUAAGAAAAAUGCUGCUACCAGUGCAUUUCCGAAGCCACCAACACAAAUGAAAUGGAGAAGAGCGAAUUGUUUCUGCCUU
Messenger RNA from Rana temporaria (common frog), 2404 nucleotides. RefSeq names its product Raf-1 proto-oncogene, serine/threonine kinase (gene RAF1). The record is from RefSeq and is a predicted model, not a curated record. The transcript is spliced from 18 exons. Lineage: Eukaryota; Metazoa; Chordata; Amphibia; Anura; Ranidae. Gene Ontology annotation, cellular component: mitochondrion; cytosol; plasma membrane. The coding region runs from base 227 to 2209 and encodes 660 amino acids. Gene Ontology annotation, biological process: protein phosphorylation; signal transduction. Gene Ontology annotation, molecular function: ATP binding; protein kinase activity.